GAGGGGGACGGGCAGAGGCGCGCGCCGCCGCGCAUGCGCAGAGGGCCCCAGGGCUCAGCGUGCUCCCGCCGCGCCGCCUCGCGCGCCAAUCGGGCGCCGCCCCGCGGCGUCGCGGCCUGUGCGUGCGUACGUCGCCGCGUGCGUGCGUACGUCGCUGCGUGCGUGCGUGCUUGCGCUCGGCGGCGGCGGCGGCGCAGCGUCCCCUGCCCCGAAUGAAAGGGACGGUCCCGGCGAGAGAGCGGCCCUGAGCGACCGGCGGCAGCGGGGGGUGGGGCUGCCCGCGAGCUGCUCCUCCUCUCCCCAGCGCCGCGCCCGCCCGCCUGCCGCACGGCAUUGAGAGGAUUGAAGUGGCAUUCUAAGGUCAUUUAAAAUCAUGACAAGCUCAGUCGGACAGAAAAAAGUCUCUUCAAGACAAAGGAAGUGUGGGUUUUGUAGAUCUAAUAAAGAUAAUGAAUGUGGACAAUUAUUGAUGUCAGAAAACCAGAAGGUGGCAGCACAUCACAAGUGUAUGCUGUUUUCAUCUGCACUGGUAUCUUCACACACUGAUAAUGAGAGUCUUGGUGGAUUCUCUAUUGAAGAUAUUCAGAAAGAAAUAAAGAGAGGCACUAAACUGAUGUGUUCCCUGUGCCAUUGUCCUGGAGCAACCAUUGGAUGUGAUGUGAAAACGUGUCACAAGACAUAUCACUACUAUUGUGCUUUGCAUGAUAAAGCUCAGAUAAGAGAGAAACCAUCACAAGGCAUUUACAUGAUUUUAUGUCGAAAACACAAGAAAACUACGCAUAACUCUGAAGAUUUAGAAGAAAGUAUCAAUGAACAUGAGUUGGAGCCUUCGCCUCCCAAAGGAAAAAGAAGGGGUCGUAAGGGAAAGCCAAGAAAAACAAAUUUAAAAGGGCAAACAGAAGACACUAGAUCUACGUCCUCACAUGGCACAGACGAAAUAGAAAGCAGUUCCUAUAGAGACAGGUCUCCCCACAGAAGCAGCCCCAGUGAUACAAAACCUAAAUGUGGAUUCUGUCAUGCAGGUGAAGAAGAAAAUGAAGCUAGAGGAAAGCUUCAUAUAUUUAAUGCCAAAAAGGCUGCAGCACACUAUAAGUGCAUGUUGUUCUCUUCUGGCACUGUCCAGCUAACAACAACAUCAAGGGCAGAGUUUGGUGAUUUUGAUAUUAAAACUGUACUUCAAGAAAUCAAGAGAGGAAAAAGAAUGAAAUGCACACUUUGCAGCCAGCCUGGUGCUACAAUUGGGUGUGAAAUUAAAGCCUGCAUCAAAACGUACCAUUACCACUGUGGAGUAGAAGACAAAGCUAAAUACAUUGAGAAUAUGUCACGAGGAAUUUAUAAACUCUAUUGUAAAAAUCAUAGUGGAAAUGAUGAAAGAGAUGAAGAGGACGAAGAAAGAGAAAGCAAAAGCCGUGGAAAAUCAGGCACUGACCAUAACGACAUUCCUCAGCAGCAGCUCAAUGGAAACUAGGUAUGGAAGUUUGUCCUGACAGAUCUGUURCUGAAACUGAAAUGCAAUAUAUAUUUCACGUAGUUUAUUGCAGUAAAAUAUUUAAAUCUAGUGUAUGCAGAUAUGUACUUUUUAUGGGCAUACUGUAGAAAAAUGGGGAGGAUUUUUUUAAUCCAGCUGACUUCUAACUGUAAGAAGGGAGGCCCUCAUUUCUGUUCCUAAAUGUAGAUGUAAUGUCAAAGCUGCUAAAUGCUUUUUUGUAUGAUUUUAAAUUUACUAUUGUUUUCAUCGUUUUUUAAACAGGUUCAAGGGACAGAGUUAUAGAACUGGGAUGGCUAAGACAUCAUAACUACUAAUUCUUUUAAAUUGUUUUCUAAAAUCAGAAAAGGGUUAGUAACUUUUUACUACCCAACUCUGUUAGAAAUUUCAUUGAACUGCCUGAAACGUUCAUGUGUGUGAGCCUUCAGUAAGUGGCAGAGUUUUACAUGUCAAUAUUAUGUAGUUUGUAGUCUGCAGUGUCUGGAAACAAAAAAAAGAAACACUAUAUAAACGAUAUGUAAUAUGUACAGUGUCAAAAGUUAAGGCAGACAUUGAAAUGAAGUAAGAUCUAUAUUUCUGGAAUGAAUAAAAACCUUAAGAUUUGGAAUGUGUUAAGUUUAGUGGAUUCAUGCAAUGAGGGAGAGUCUUAGCUAGUUUAAUUAACAACGUGGACAAGUUCAUGGUGGCAGCAAGCUGGUACUUUGUGAAUUUUACAUUUUCUUUCAUAUACAAGUUACGGAGGCUGGACGUGGGAGAGUCGCGCUCUGUUUUUGCUUGCAAAGCACACGGUAGGAGAGGACUGGGUGUGCACCGGAGCACGCUUGAACAUUUCAGGUUGUUCCCGUUGUGAGUGCUCAUUCUGCCUGACAUUGUUGGCGGGAGAUUUACUUGAGCAGCUGUUGGUUCUGAGCUGUGAGCUGUAGAACUCAUGCCAAAGGGCUGUAGUUCAUUCUUCCCCCCGACAACCCACCUUCUGCAUCCCUCAUUUCCCCAGAACACUUCACUAAGUGUGAUUAAAAGUUUAUUAUACCAACGUCUUUGGACUCUGCAACCCAAUCUUACUUCAGAGUUACAAUGCUAACUCACUAUGGAAUUUAGCCACCAUAUCUGAUGUCCAUACCUCAGGUGUUCUCUGUUGUGUGGAACACUUCAUGUUUUGUCCAGAAUAUGCAUAGAGGUCCCAUAUUCUGUGAGAAGAAUGAGGAAACAGCCUUGGUUCCUAGAUUGGUAUUUAUUUUUUCAUCUUAUGACCACUAUAUGAGAAACUUUGCUUAUCAUUUUUAUUGUUUUAGUGUUUUUUCUUUCUUUCUGUCAAGUCAGCAAUCAUGUUAUGGAAUUCUCCUUGCUAGAGUUUGAUAUUCCAGUAGGGAAUAAUCAAAUCUAGUUUAUACCAAACCUGACAGAUCAGUCCUCUGACUGCUUUCAAAACACCUUGCCAUUUCUAAUGGCUGUUAGCUUCUCAAUUGGUCUGUUAAAGCACAUUCUCAGACAUCUCUUAAGUAAAACCAAAAAGCAAAAGAGCCUAGUCCACAAGUUUGUUGCUGUUGUAUCRCAUCGUUUAGGGUUUUGACCUGUUUAACUCUGAACUCCCAACAAAACGUCUGGAUUUAAAGGAAGGAAAUGAGCAAAAUUCAAUGAUUUAACUAUAAUCUGCUACAGUUCUUCUGUGAUGGGUAUUGCAAAACCAGUUCAUUUGUAACAUGAGUUUCUGUAGCAUUUUUUACUUGUAUUUUUUWAAAAAUUUAACAUGUGUCAUUGUCUUCUUAUGCAUUCCCUUAAUGUCUUGAGGGACUCAAUUACUGUAUAUUAGUUUCUAACAUUUUACUUGUUAGAAUUCAAUUUGUUUGCUUUCCUGGGGAAUAAUGCAGUUUUGGAAAGAAAUAUUGCUGUGUACAGAAAAUAUUCAGUUACUGCUCUAAACAUGAUGCCAUUGAUCAUUUUUAUUUUGUAUUUGUAACUUUCAAAAUUAAAAGUGUGACUUGAAUUGCAAUGACAGAUCGAUUAUUGAAAUUGUCUAUCAGGGUGUUUAUUUCUUCUAGACUAUAAACAUUUUUCAGCCACUCAGAACAGUCUUAGAAUGCAAAAUACCAUCUUUCAAUGUUGAAAUUGCUUCUGGGUUUGUGCCUCGGACAUGGCUCUCCCAUGGAAUAAAGGCACUUUGCAGCUACUGUAUUUUUAACCAAGAUUGGAUGACAGAUCCAUGGGGUAGAUCUGCCAGCAUACUAAUUGUAUUGGAGACUGAGCUUCAAAUCACUGUCAGUUGUUUAAUAUGUCAUUUGGUAAUUCAUCUGAUGUGAAAUAAUGCAUGCCAUUCCAUGUCACUGAGAAGCAGAACAGCACUUUAUACCUUUGGGUAGCAGAAGACUAAGUGGCUGGUUUACCUGCUACCUCUUUGUGCUGAUACAACCUAAACUGUCAUUAAUUGAUAGGAACUGAAAGUCAGAAGCCGAAAUCUUUUUGUCUGUAGCCUCAAACUUGUCAUAACUGACUUCAGCUUGUCACGUAUGCUGGGUAAAAGUGCCUUACGAUGUAAAAAUUGUAUUUAUAUGUUCCCAAGUAGCAUCACCUGCUGGGGAGUAAUUCUGUUGUGGUGUUAAUAUUUAGAAGAAAUGUACCUCAGCAGUGUAUUUACUGUACAUCUCUUAUGUCCUUAAUUGUAGUUUUAAAAAGCAUGACAAUGUAUGAUAGGUAUAAAACAUUUACAUCAUUUUUUUAAAAGACAAAAUACUGCCAUUGCUGUCUUUUUAUGCAUAUUUUAGCUUGGGAUUUCAGACUGUCUGGGGCUUUUUGGUUUUUUWUUUUUUUUUUUUUUAAGCAGUGUAAUCUUUGCAAGCAUAUAUUAAAGGUUAUUCUGGAGCAUCUCCUGCCUUCCCAGAAAUGUUAGAAGUAAUGAAAGUGCUCUAUAGGUGAAAUAGGUAUGUUUAAAUUAGCUAGUUAAAUUAAUACAAUAAAUUUGUUCCUAGGAUUUUUCUUUUUAAUAGGCACCUUCUGCUUUCAUCUCACAAUCAGAAAACUCUCUCUAUUCUAAGAGAACUUGUCAUAUGAAAUGGAAUUCACUUUUUUGGCCUCUGGGCUUUCUGUUUCCCUCUCCCCCACUUUCACAAGAGUAGGAUGUCCCGUUUAAGGACUCCUGGCACGCUCUGGUAGUGGCAGGGUCUGCCCAGCUCCCUGUGGCACCUAGGGGAGGCCGGUGCCAAGGAAGGCCGGGCUCAGAACAGCACUGCCCAGAUGCCCCGAGGGUCCCGCUGGUGCCGUGCCCGGUGCCAGGGCAGGAUCAAGCACAGCAGGAAGCUCUGCUAUCCCUCCAUCCUGCAGAGCAGUGAAAGGUGCAGUUCCAUUCCACCCUCUGUGUGGCUCGCGAGGGGGAUGGAAUAGAUCAGGUGUCCAAAAGGUCCCUUCCUUCAGCAGAUGUUGAUACGCAGGAGCUGCUGUGGUGACUCUCUAGCAGGAGUUACACCAGCUUAACUCCUGCAAGGCAGGAGUCCCUAAGUCCAUCACACUCCACAAAGCCUGAUCUUCAGAUACAAAGAGCUGUGCUGAUACAGGAAAGUACCAUUUUACUGAAUUUGGCCCUGAAUUUCUGCUAUUAGUAGACAAGAGAUGUAAUUUAAGGGAAUAGAACUUGCUGCUUGUUGUUGCCUUUAUGAAGAAUAACUUUUUUGCACCAGAGCAGAAGAUGGAAUGAUACCUUUUUGAAAUAUCUGACUUAUCUGGCAGGUGUGAUAAUCAGUGCCUUCCAAAAAAGAUUAAUAUGAUGAAUCAGAUUGACCAAAAAAAAUUAGUUCUCAUUAGAUGAAACUAAUCUUAAAAGAACUGAAAAUACAUUAUAACAAAUAGUAACUCUUUUCCAUGUCACCAGAAGCAGAACUGUAUUAGUGAUGGAGGUUUAAAAAGAAAAUAAUGAACACAGCUCUUAAUUUAUAUAUACUUGUUGAAGCAAUUUCUAUA
Nothoprocta perdicaria is the source of this 5434-nucleotide messenger RNA. It is a transcript of the gene PHF6, whose product is annotated as PHD finger protein 6. The coding region runs from base 374 to 1468 and encodes 364 amino acids. NCBI's taxonomy places the organism in Eukaryota, Metazoa, Chordata, Aves, Tinamiformes, Tinamidae. The transcript is spliced from 10 exons. The record is from RefSeq and is a predicted model, not a curated record. Gene Ontology annotation, cellular component: nucleus.